Molecule: messenger RNA, 2060 nt
Organism: Saccostrea echinata
Lineage: Eukaryota; Metazoa; Mollusca; Bivalvia; Ostreida; Ostreidae
Product: solute carrier family 22 member 18-like
Exons: 9
Coding region: 99-1388 (429 amino acids)
Biological process (GO): transmembrane transport
Molecular function (GO): transmembrane transporter activity
Source: RefSeq, a predicted model, not a curated record
UAUUGACUGUUCUUUAAAUUUGAAAAUGCUUAUCUUGAUUUAAUUUAAAUGACAGUUAUGUUAUUCUGUAGUAAGUAUUUGGUACACCAAGUGGAAUCAUGGAAACUCGAUCGCGAGCAGGAAGAAAGCGCUUAGACAGCAUGGGAGGAGAAGAUGCUCCCGCUGAAGUAUUUGAGAAAAAUACCCAACUUCCGCAGUCUACCAAUGAAGUACAAAUUGGGAAAUGGAAAUUUAACAGAGUCAUAUUUAGUACCCAUUUCAAUAUCUUCUUAUAUGCGACAUGCUUCUGGAUACAAAUAGGCACUUUGCCUUACUUAACAAAGAAGCUUGGAGUUGAUCCAGUAUUCUUCGGGUAUCUUCAAACAACAUUUGCUGUGGUACAGUUAUGUGGGGGUCCAGUGUAUGGGAGGUUUGGAGACAUGUUUGGAGGGAGAGCAGCCAUGGCUCUCGCCUUUGCCUCAGCUUCAGUUUCAUACUUCCUGCUGGGUGUAGCUGACAAUUUCUUUUCACUUUUCCUAUCCAGACUGCCAUCCAUCUUCAUGCAUGCUAUGCAAGGUGGGCAGAUGAUUGUGACUGAUAUGGGAGAGGAAGGACAGAGAGCAGCAGCUCUGGGCAAGCUGGGAUUGUCAUACGGAGUGGGCAUGGUGAUUGGCCCAUUCUUAGGAGGAUUAGUGACCAAAUACUUCAGUGAACAGACAGCUGCCUUUGUAGCCUGUGCUGGUUCCCUUGUCAGUAUGGGCAUUGUAUGGAUGUUUGUACCAAAGAGAACAAAGAAAUCACAUCUAAAGGAGAGUUCAGAUUCAGCUGUUUUCAGUUUGAAGAAGAUUUUCUCUUUGAUAAUGGCUCCAGGGGCCCCUUUUUUACUCUUCAUCAGGAUGCUGGCAGGACUGCCAAUUGGUGUUUUCCAAAGCAUGUUUUCAGUAGUUGCCUUAGAAACUUUUAAACUACCUGCAGAGCAGAAUGGCUAUUUAUUAUCUUAUGUUGGAAUUUUAACUAUGAUUGUGCAAGGUCUUGGCAUUGGAAUAUUAACAAAGAAGUUCUCAGAAAAUGACAUUCUCAAAUGGUCAUCAUUUCUUCUUGUUUGGUCCUAUUUAGCCCUUGCAUUUGUAACUGAUGUUUUCCAAUUGUGUGUAGUAAUGGCUCCUUUAGUUGUGGGACUGGCUUCCUCCAAUAUUGUAGUCAGCAGCGCCCUCACAAAGACGGUGUCUGACCAGGAUACAGGAGCAAUGCUAGGAUUGAACAUGGCUGUUAACUCUUUAAUAAGGACAAUCUCUCCUACAGUUGGGGGAUAUCUACUAAAGCAGUAUGGCUUUCAAUCUUUCGGAUACCUCGGAUUCAUAAUGCUCACAGUUGCUACAAUUAUUCUGUUUAUAAAAUUGAGACAGUAGAAUGUAUCAGGGUAUUUUGUCAUGCAUUCCUUAAGUUUACUGAUAUUUAUAUGAUUUUUUUAUGUCUGUGAUUUUGUUUGUUUUCCAAAUGACAGUACCUGAUUUUAUCUUUUAAGCCAUUUAUGUCUUGUUUAAAAUGGGAUAUACUAUGGUCAUUGGAUUAUGAUAUGGGGAUGAUAAUAUAUAUUUCAUAAUUAUGAUCAAUGCCAGGGUUUACUUCAAAUUGUUAUCAUGUUUCAAAAUAUAACAAUAAAAGUUGACUGAUAUAACAGGAGAGUUGAUGUGUGAGUCUUCUCCUGUAUGGUGUUUUAUGUUGUGUUGAAAUUUGACUCUGAACUUUUGACAUUUUUAAAACAUAUACAUGUACAUGCUUAUGGGUCAAGUUAAAGGGCAGGUGUAAAAAUGGUACAGUUUAUUAGUGGGGGGGGGGGAUAUAAUCUAUUAUCACUACAGAUCUAUCUUAAGUUGCAGUUUUCCUUACAGUGUUAUAAGGAAGAAGUGUGCAUCUAAGACACACAUCCUUUAUAAGGAUUUUUUUUUCUAUUGAACAAAUUUGCACUAUUUAAAGGAGCACCAUUUUUUGUUCGGAGGUAGAAGUGUAAGUUUGUAGAGUUAACACAUAUGUUUUCUCUUAAACUGUCUCUGUUGAAUAAAAGUAUAACAACAUUGAAA